AUGGAUUCCUACAAGAAAUCUAGUAACAAACUGGGCAACAUCAGCGCAAACCUCCCUAAACAGCUUGGGGGAAAGCCAAAUCAAGAAAAGAAACCAAGAAGAGGAAAAAACAAUGUGAGCCAGGAACCAGUCCUGUUAGAGGAAGACUAUUCCGACAUGAUGGCACCAAAACCCAUGAGGUAAACCGAAUAUUACCAAAAUGACGAGCCCUUCUAUGUAGUAUUCAUUCAUCACUAUGCAAACGCAACAACAUGCAUUGGUUGCACAAAUGAGUUCCCCAAGCGAGUACAGAUAGCACCCUACAACAUUGCCAUACUUCGCAAAGAGCGUUACUGGUACCUAAAAAAAUGAUCAAGGGAAUGUUGAAAUGGUACCAACCCAUAAAAAAGAAGGCCAAGAGGUUUUACUGCGUACAUAAAGAGUGUAUUCUUCGAAGGCACCCUUAGUUCUGGAGAGGUUUGGUAACUGUCUCUACUAAUGUCCAGGGGCGCUUGAAAGAGAGCCACAAGGAUCUAUAUGCAAUGCUAAAGUUUAGAUAACAAGAGGAUAAUGCACAAAGCAAACUCAACUAAAGGAGGAGUAAGAUUUCAACUGGUCUUAUUGCUACUCAUAUGAUGCCACCUAUGAACGAUAGAAAAACCAAUUGUGAGCGUCCAUCUGGCACAGCUCGAUGUUAUUGUGCAUCAUUUUUCGGUUACUGCGCCUCUGAAGUGUCAUUCCUAGCAAAAUUGCCAGGGGCAUAGCCAGCCCAUACUGAGAUCUGUAGGCCCAAGCCUAAAACUUUUUGGUUUGAUCACUCUACCGCUUGUAAUAAAUUAUGCAUUGCUGGAGUGAGCUUAAAAGGUUAAGUCUAUUGGUGAGGUCAGUGUGUAUUAGCAGUGCGUGCAAUUUUCAGGAUAUCUAUGUUAAAUGAAAGUCAGCCAGGCCUACAACUGGUCGAAAAGCUGGCUACACCCUUGACUGCUUGCUGAUCGUGGUAGUGAGCUUUCUUUGUAUGUCUGAUCCACAAUAUUUGUCCUGUAUCCUUUCGUUUCUCUAUUAAGGUUUUGCUCAAAUAAAUUUUCAAGAAUGCAAACGGCUGUCUCCUAUAGGUUUUGCCGCACGGAUUAAAGAGGGCCCAAAAUCCAACUUGCAAUGACAUUGAACCUAUUAAUGAUUCGGAGAUGGACGCUCUACAGCUUCAUAGGCUCCUCGUUAGGCCCUGUUCCUUAUUCCCAGUAAAUUUUCACAACAACAACAGCAACAAAAGUACGUUUCAUAUUAGCUUGCGAUAUUUGGUGGUGAGGUGAGGCACGAAUAUUUGUAUUCCCUACUAGGUUAUUUAGUUUCUUUUCAUGAUUUAUUUCAGUACCGUGCAGUACACGAAAAAUUACUCGCAUAAUAAGAUGAUUAUCGAAAUAGUGAAUGCUGCUGAUAGAAUCAAGGGAAUAAUCUAUCCACAAAAAAGUAACUGGUUUGAUAAAAAUAACAUCCUACUAUACGUAUACUUACUUUUUUUUUACUUCAGACAACAUUGAUUCGGGGGGUGACGGGAUUUACGGCGUUUAAAAAGAAUGAAAUAAUAAAUGAAUUAAAUGUUUGUAAAAAGCACCCGUUUUAAACAAGUGUGUCAACUACUUUUGUCCCUCAUGUAGCUUCGCAAAAUAGUAAUAAUUUCUUGCAAAAUUACAACAUUUUGAAAUGACUUUUAAAUACGACUCAUUAAUAACGGUUUUGGACUGAUUAGUGUUCAACUCGGUCUGUAAUGAUACGAGUGAUUACUGAAAUGGACGACACAAAGUCCUGGUAUCAAUUAAUCAUAACCAUUGCAAUUUCCGAGGAAAUAAAUACAUCCUUUUUUGGUGGAAGAGCUUUUAAUAACAAUCAUCCAAAAUAAGGGAAACUUUCCCCAAUUUCUCUCUCAGAGACAGUCUAAUGUUACAAAUUCGUCCAAUUUGGAGAAUCCCCAGUUUACUAGGUUAAGCGGUUGUUGCUAUGCUUAUUGAGAUAACUUCUGUGAUUGGUGGAUUUUUGCCAAGUGCAGUUAAUAAUGAGUUUUAGAAAUAAAAGAGAAGCCUCCAGAGUCGUCAGGAAUUGAUCAGUAGUUUUAUGUUUACACUUAUUUCCAUGGCAAGAAAACAAAUUUAAAGGACGACAAAAGAGAGAAAGAGAAGUGAAAAAUGCAGAAGCAGAGCAAACUCCCCAAAACAGAACAGGAAUAUUCACACAACACCAGCUCUUUGGCCUUGAACUAGAAUUUGAACUAAAAGAAAUUGUGUCAAGUAAUGAAAUUUCCGAUAUUUCUCAAAGACUGCAACUUAGUGAACCCCAAGUUAGACCUUCGUUUUAACACAGACGAGCAAAAUGGAGGAGAAAAGGAAUGCUACGCAGACCUGAUGCUCACUGCAAAAGGAAACUUUACGCUUAAAAGCUUGUUAACUGGAUUUAUAGCCAUUGACAUUUUUAUGGUUGGUGGCUUCUAG
Porites lobata is the source of this 2462-nucleotide messenger RNA. Lineage: Eukaryota; Metazoa; Cnidaria; Anthozoa; Scleractinia; Poritidae. The record is from the annotation of a GenBank genome assembly.